UGGAAAAGUAUUUCUGGUUCGCAAAAUAAGUGGUCAUGAUACUGGAAAGCUGUAUGCCAUGAAGGUUUUGAAAAAGGCAACCAUAGUUCAAAAGGCCAAAACCACAGAGCAUACGAGGACAGAACGACAAGUCCUGGAGCACAUUAGGCAGUCGCCAUUUUUGGUGACAUUGCACUAUGCUUUCCAGACAGAAACCAAACUUCAUCUCAUUUUAGAUUAUAUAAAUGGUGGAGAACUUUUUACUCAUCUUUCUCAAAGAGAGCGUUUCACAGAGCAGGAGGUGCAGAUCUAUGUGGGAGAGAUUGUGCUUGCCCUGGAACACCUGCACAAGUUGGGGAUUAUAUAUCGUGACAUUAAGCUUGAGAAUAUUCUACUUGACUCUAAUGGCCAUGUGGUGCUGACAGAUUUUGGUCUGAGUAAGGAGUUUGUGGCUGAUGAAACUGAAAGAGCAUAUUCCUUUUGUGGAACUAUUGAAUACAUGGCACCAGAUAUUGUCAGAGGGGGAGACUCAGGACAUGACAAGGCAGUUGACUGGUGGAGUUUAGGUGUUCUAAUGUAUGAAUUACUAACUGGAGCAUCUCCUUUCACUGUUGAUGGAGAGAAAAAUUCCCAAGCUGAAAUAUCGAGGAGAAUAUUAAAAAGCGAGCCUCCAUAUCCCCAGGAAAUGAGUGCUUUAGCUAAAGACCUGAUUCAGCGUCUUCUGAUGAAGGAUCCCAAGAAGAGAUUGGGAUGUGGCCCAAGGGAUGCAGAUGAAAUCAAAGAACAUCUCUUUUUUCAGAAAAUAAAUUGGGAUGACUUAGCUGCCAAAAAAGUGCCCGCACCAUUUAAGCCAGUCAUCCGAGACGAAUUAGAUGUGAGUAACUUUGCUGAAGAAUUCACAGAAAUGGACCCCACCUAUUCUCCUGCUGCCCUACCCCAGAGCUCUGAGAGGCUGUUUCAGGGCUAUUCCUUUGUUGCUCCUUCUAUCCUCUUCAAGCGCAAUGCAGCUGUCAUAGAUCCUCUUCAGUUUCACAUGGGAGUUGAACGUCCUGGAAUGGCAAAUGUUGCCAGAAGUGCAAUGAUGAAGGACUCCCCAUUCUAUCAACACUAUGACCUAGAUCUAAAGGACAAACCAUUGGGAGAAGGAAGUUUCUCAAUUUGUCGAAAGUGUGUACACAAAAAGAGUAACCAAGCAUUUGCAGUCAAAAUAAUCAGCAAAAGAAUGGAAGCCAAUACUCAGAAAGAAAUAACAGCUCUGAAACUCUGUGAAGGACAUCCCAAUAUCGUGAAGUUGCAUGAAGUUUUUCAUGAUCAGCUCCAUACGUUUCUGGUGAUGGAACUUCUAAAUGGAGGAGAACUGUUUGAACGCAUCAAGAAAAAGAAACACUUCAGUGAAACCGAAGCUAGCUACAUCAUGCGGAAACUUGUUUCCGCAGUAAGCCACAUGCAUGAUGUUGGAGUAGUGCAUAGAGAUCUGAAGCCUGAGAAUUUAUUAUUCACUGAUGAAAAUGACAAUUUGGAAAUUAAAGUAAUCGAUUUCGGGUUUGCACGCCUCAAGCCACCUGACAAUCAGCCCCUGAAGACCCCAUGCUUCACCCUUCAUUAUGCAGCCCCAGAGCUCUUGAAUCAUAAUGGCUACGAUGAGUCCUGCGACCUGUGGAGCUUGGGCGUCAUUUUG
Castor canadensis (American beaver) is the source of this 1657-nucleotide messenger RNA. The record is from RefSeq and is a predicted model, not a curated record. NCBI's taxonomy places the organism in Eukaryota, Metazoa, Chordata, Mammalia, Rodentia, Castoridae.